AUGGCUGAAACAAAUCUUAAAGUAGAAAAUAAUGAAGAAAGAAAUUCUGCAAAAACUAAAUGCAGAAAUCGUGUCCAAGCAAAAAGGAAUGCCAAAAAAAAUGGGCAAACAAUUGAUCAUUUUUUUUCUAUUGCAAAAUCUAAUGAAAGUGAUGAAAUAAGCGAAGAAUCUGAAAAUGAACUCAAUAAUGAUGAUGAUUAUUUCCAACAAGUAAUUAAUUCUCUUGAAACACAACUAAAAGAAAAAAAUUUAGAUGAAGGUCACAAAUUAAGAUUAAUUGCUAUAUUAUAA
This is a messenger RNA of Funneliformis caledonium, 291 nucleotides long. Lineage: Eukaryota; Fungi; Glomeromycota; Glomeromycetes; Glomerales; Glomeraceae. The record is from the annotation of a GenBank genome assembly.